UCUGUUUUUAAAACUUAUUUUAAUUGUUCCCAUUUGUAAAAGAAUUGAAGUCCUGCAGAGACCUUUUUGGUCUCUAGUGUAGUGCCUUUGUGUGUUCAAUUCAAGAUUGUUUCCUCUCAUUCUGCCCCAGUAGCACUGUUUGCCUUAGGUUUUCUGUUAGAGGACUAGUGAUUAGUCUCAGAACUUUUGUAACAGAAAACAGAACUUCCAGCUCAUGGAACGUCAACAGCUUUAGCAUUAUUGUCUCUGAUGUUCUAGUCUAACUGCCUCUGGGUAAGCCUUGUAUUUGAGUUGCAUGUUUGCUGGAUCAUCUGUUUAGCCAACAGGAUGGCCUAAACUCCCCCAAAUUAACAAAAGUAAAAGCAAGCUUUAUUGCCUUUGCUAUUUUUACAUUUUGCCUUUUAGAUUGAAAUGUGUCAACCACAGUACUAAGAAAUAAAUAGACUUGACCCAAAGAAAAUUGGCGUUCUUGAUUUUGAGACAAUGAUUUGCAAGGAACAAAUAGUUCAGGAUCAUUGGGUGGUCUUGAUGUUCGUAGAAGAAUCCCUAUAAAGCUUAUCUCAAAACAGACCAAUAAAACCAAACCUGCACCUCGAACUGCAAGAAAUAUGAACAGGAUGCCUUCAAAGACACAAGCUGGUGAUGAAGAAGAAUUUGAUUAUAAUGAAGAGGAGCGAUAUGAAUGCAAAGGGGGUGAAAUGUUUGGAAAUCAAAGGAGAUUCCCUGGACCGAUCUUUUGGGACUAUAAGAUAAAUUUGCUGGGAGAAAAGGAUGAUACACCUGUCCAUUUCUGUGAUAAGUGUGGAUUGCCCAUCAAAAUGUAUGGACGCAUGAUACCUUGCAAGCAUGUUUUCUGCUAUGACUGUGCUAUACUACAUGAGAAAAAGGGAGACAAGAUGUGUCCAGGCUGUAAUGAACCGGUGCAGCGAAUUGAGCAGUGUGUACGGGGGUCUCUCUUCAUGUGUAGCAUUGUUCAAGGGUGCAAGAGAACGUAUCUGUCCCAGAGAGACUUACAAGCUCACAUCAACCACCGCCAUAUGAGAGCUGGAAAGCCUGUUACUCGUCCUCCUCUUGAACCUGUUCAUCCUCCUAUUGCUCCACCCAUAAUGCCACCUGACAAACAUCAUAUGAGCCACAUUCCGCCAAAGCAGCACAUCAUGAUGCCACCACCUCCUUUACAGCAUGUGCCACAUGAGCAUUAUAACCAGCCACAUGAAGAUAUUCGUGCACCUCCUGCAGAGAUGUCAAUGGCUCCACCACCACCUCGCCCAGUCAGUCAGGACACCUUCCGCAUUUCAACGAGAAAACACAGCAAUUUAAUAACUGUCCCUAUACAGGAUGAUUCGAAUUCAGGUGCUCGAGAACCACCUCCACCAGCCCCAGCACCUGCUCAUCAUCAUCCUGAGUAUCAGGGUCAGCCAGUGGUGUCGCACCCUCAUCAUAUUAUGCCUCCUCAGCAACAUUAUGCACCACCACCCCCACCACCUCCACCGAUAAGCCAUCCACUGCAGCAUCCUCCUCAGGCAGCAGGUACUCCUCACAUGGUAUAUAGCCAAGCUCCUCCACCGCCAAUGACCUCUGCUCCUCCUCCAAUAACCCCACCACCUGGACAUAUAAUUGCCCAGAUGCCACCGUAUAUGAAUCAUCCUCCUCCAGGACCUCCCCCUCCUCAACAUGGAGGCCCACCUGUAAAUGUAAAUGCUCCCCCUCCCCAUCACUAUAAUCCUAACUCUUUGCCACAGUUCAGUGAAGAUCAAGGAACUCUCAGCCCCCCUUUCACACAGCCAGGGGGGAUGAGUCCAGGGAUUUGGCCCGCUCCGAGAGGGCCACCUCCACCUCCGAGAAUGCAAGGGCCUCCUGCUCAAGCCCCACUUCCUGGACCACACCACCCUGAUCAAGCCAGAUACAGACCCUAUUAUCAGUGAUAUGAGCAAUUAUAUGAAUAGAGAGUGCUAUGAAGAGGAUAAAACUAUAUACAACAGUCUUUUAAUUAAUGUUUUGGGGUUGUUUUUUUAGAUACUGUCAUUUUGACUGUAAGACAUUUUGGGGUUUGAAUCUUAAAUAAUUUUUAAGCCUUGGCCGUAGGACUCCAACUUCAAAUAUUCUGUAGUGCUAAAAGAAGUGGCUUAGUAGACCACAGUUGCGUUUUAACAGAACUUCUGUCGCUAGUGUGGCUAAAUUGUCCUAAGAUGAACACUUGUAAUAUUACUUCCUGGAAAAAAUGAACAUGCGUUGUACCAGUCUGAAUAUUGUUUUUGUUAAAUCCAAUGUUUAGUUUCACUUGUGAUACAUUUUUGUUAACCUGUGUACGAUAAUUGAAUUGAAACAUGGUUGUAAAA
This is a messenger RNA of Struthio camelus australis, 2339 nucleotides long. The record is from RefSeq and is a predicted model, not a curated record. Lineage: Eukaryota; Metazoa; Chordata; Aves; Struthioniformes; Struthionidae.